UCCCACUGAGACCCUGCAGCGUCUGGGUGAAGUGGACAACAUCUACGAGGACGUCCAGAGACCCGACGCCUGGAGCUCCAGCGAGUUCGAGAGCUGCGAUGAUGGUUCGGACAGUGAAGCGGCUCCAGGCGUCAGCAGCAAGGUACACGAGUGGUACAUGGAGAUAUUCGACCUGCUCACGAUCUGUAUGGAAAUGAUGUGAUAUUUUUAUCCCGUGACUUCAGUUUGCCUACUUUCCGUUGCUCUUUGCAUUUUCUUUCUGUACUUUUGCUUCCUCUUUUUCUCGACUUUUCCAGCAUUUCAGACUUUCCCUUCAGCGUUGCGUUGCGUUGCUUUGCUUGUAGCUGUAGUUGCUGGUGAGCGAGUGCAGUAGGCCGCCGCGCUGGAAGGAGGAAGUGAAGUGUGUCUGCAGCCGUCCUCCCGUCAGCACUUCUGGCUUCUGCUUUUGCGUCUUACUCCUGUGGACGCGUUAGUGUUUGGGAAGCGGCAGCGCUGCUUUUAAAGGCGGAGCAGCUGCCGGACGGAGCGUUGCCUUCAUGCUGUGACGGUGGAGACUGAGGAGACGUUCACUUUCAUACAGGGAGUCUUUGGUAAUUGUCUCCUACUCCUCGGACGUUUGCAGCUUCAGUGGUUCUGUAAUAGAAAGUUUUUAUAGUCAGGUUUGAUAAAGAGGCUUUUUCUUGUGCAAAGACGCCGUUCAGUCAGUAUUUUCUCUGUAAAAGUUCUCUGUGGGAACCAAAGCAGCGGAUCUUCUGACCCAGGGACAUCUAACGGAACUCUUUGGUCGGCUCACAAAGAGGGAACUGAGGGCUCAAAUGCCCCAGUAGGAGCCAGAAGCCACUUUGGAGGCGCCGGUUGACUUACUGCUGCUCCAGCCGUCGUCCAGGCUUUUUAGUCCUUCUCUGUCCUUCGCUUUUGCAGAUCUGUAGUUUGGUCGUGUGUCGUCUGCAGGUUUAACUCAGUUAGUUUCCAGCUUCGUGGUGCAGCAGCUGAUGCCUGUGUGAUCUUCCCUGUUAUUGAACUCUGGACCGUCUUCCUGCUCGGCUGCCGGGCGUCCAGCUGCCUGCAGGUGUGCGCAGACUGAAGGAGCGCUGCGCUGUCAAAAGGAAGAAGCUGGGCGCGCGUUUCACUGCGCCUCACGUGGAUCACCUCAGGCAGAGCUGUGACAGCAAGGUGCAGCAGCUGAUGAAGGCAGCGAAAACCGGUACCAAGGAUGGUUUAGAAAAGACCAAGUUAGCCAUGAUUCGAAAAGUCUCGUUUCUGCAGAGAAAAGAUUCCACAGGUGAGGGAAAGGACGACGGCGGCUACAUGCAUGUGUCUGUGUGCGAGCUGAAGCACCCCCCACCGCAGCUCGGGCCCAUGCCAGAGGGCCUGAGCAGUCAGCAGGUUGUCAGACGCCUCAUUCUCAGCUCCAUUGUGCAAAGUGAGUGCAGCUACCUGAACUCUCUGAACAGGAUUCUUCUGGAGUACCAGAAACCUUUGCUGGAGCCACAGAACUGGGUCCUGAGCCCCAAAAAGGUUCGUCAGAUCUUCUACCGCGUGCGGGAGAUCCAUCAGUGCCACUCGAUGUUCCAGAUCGCCCUGGCGUCCCGCGUGGCCGAGUGGGACCACAGCGAGACCAUCGGAGACUUGUUUGUGGCCUCGUUUUCAAAGCUCAUGGUGUUGAACGUGUACAGCGACUACAUCAACAACUUCACCAACGCCAUGGCCCUGAUUAAGAAGGCCUGCGUGUCCAAACCUGCUUUCCUGGACUUUCUAAAGAAGAAGCAGGCGUCCAGUCCAGACAGAAUCACGCUGUACGGCCUCAUGGUCAAACCCAUCCAGCGCUUCCCUCAGUUCAUCCUGCUGCUGCAGGACAUGUUGAAGAACACUCCCAGGGCCCACGCUGACAGACUCCCCCUGCAGCUGGCUCUCACUGAGCUGGAGACCCUGGCCGAGAAACUCAACGAGCAGAAGCGCGUGGCGGAUCAGGAGGCUGAGAUCCAGCAGCUGUCUCACAGCAUGGGGGACCGCAGCUUCAACAAGCUGCUGAACUCGGAGCACCGACAGCUGAUUCACUGUGAGUUGCUGACUGAGAUGGUUUAUGGUGAGAGAGGUCAAGUUCUCAAGUCGAAAGAGCGAAAGAUCUUCCUCCUCAACGACAUUGUGAUCUGCGCCAACAUCAACCUGAAAGGUCCCCCUGACAUCAACAGCCUGGUUCCGGUUGGUCCCAAGUACACGGUGAAGUGGACGACUCCUCUGCUGCAGACUCAGGUGGUGGAGGUGGGACAGGACAGUGUGCAGACCAUCGACCGCCUCAGCUCAACCAGGCGCCACAGCUCCAUCUCCAGCAGCACAGGUACCAGCAAACCUGAGAGCCGCCCACAAGCAGGAGAGCCCCGGCUGAACCCGACUCCUGUUUCAGGUAAGAUGUUCCUGGGGCCUCCCAGACUGUACCAGGACCUGGAGGAGCUGCAGCACGACCUGGCCGUGGUGGAGGAGGUGUCGCUGCUGGUGGGGACGCUCCACGGGACCUACCAGAACCUGAACACCACAGUGUCUCAGGACUGGUGUCUGGCUCUGCAGAGACUCAUCCGGCUGAAGGAGGAGGAAAUCCAGAACGCCAACAAGUGUCGCCUGCGUCUGUCCGUACCAGGAAAACCUGACAAGUGCGGCCGCCCGGUGAGCGUGAUGGUGGUCUUCAGCACCCCCAGCCCCGUCAGUAAGAUCACCUGGGUCAACCGGCUGCACCUCGCUAAGAUAGCUCAGAGUCAGGAAAACACCCCGGGGUGGGAAUGUGCUGAAGACGACGGGAGGACCAGAGCGCUGUUCAGCUUCCCACUGCUGACCUGCAGACUUCCCCUGUUCUGCCAGCGAAGCCACGCGCUGAAGCUGGAAGCGGCUCUUCACAGCCCGUUUCAGUCCAGUCUGCUUGGAUUCUGCACGGCCAGUACGUCGUUGCCGCAGGGUUACCUCUGGGUUGCUGGUGGAGGAGGCAGCUCCAGCCACGGCCAGGUGGAGAUCUUCUCCCUGAACCGAGCUGCUCCUCGUCUGGUCAAGACCGUCCCUCUGAGGGCCCCGGUCCUCUGCCUGGAGUAUGUGAAGGAGCCGUGUCCCGGCGCCGGGGAGAAGGAGGCCGACAGGCCUCAGAGUCCCGCCAAGAUGGGAAACAUCAUCUGUGCUGGGCUGCAGGACGGCAGCAUCCUUGUGUACAGCAGCGUGGACACAGCUGUGCAGUGUCUGCUGAGCAUGGGGAACCCUGACCGCUGUCCCGUCCUCUGCCUCAAACACUCGCUGUCUUUCCUCUUCGCUGGCCUGGCCGACGGCAAAGUGGCCGUGUACCAGAGGAAGGUCGGAGACAGACUGUGGGAUGUGGACUCGUGCAGGCUGGUGUCACUGGGUUCUGGGCCAGUGAGCAGCCUUCUGACCCUUGAAGACGCUGUGUGGGCCAGUUGUGGCAACCGGGUCAGCAUCAUCCAGGGAUCCAGCCUCCAUGCACAGAGCUUUGAAGCCCACUCCGACCCGGACUUUAGUGUCAGCCACAUGGUCCGUUCGGGUGGGGGGGUGUGGAUGGCCUUCACCCAGGGCUCCUCCAUCCACCUGUUCCACACAGAGACCUUGGAGCAACUGCAGGAAGUCAACAUCUCAGCCCGCACCAACCAUCUGACAGCAGGUCAGGUCUGUGUGAGCAGCUUGCUGAUCUGCCAGGGCCUGAUGUGGGUGGGGACCAGUCAGGGCGUCAUCCUCACCUUCCCUGUGCCCUCGCUGCAGGGAAUCCCCAAGAUCACAGGCAAAGGCAUGACUUCUCUGAAUGCUUACUGUGGUCCGGUGGACUUCCUGGUGGCGACCUCCAGCACCUUGGCCUCGGACCUUCUCAGACGCGACUCCGUCUUCAACGGUAGCGAGGAGGAUGCGAACGGAGGCAUGGCUGAAGACGACGGCGGGCAGAGACCGGAGCGGAGCGGCUACACCCAGGACCCGGAGGUGCCCCGGCUGAGGGGGGAGAAGCCCAAGCACCUCCUGCUGCAGUACCGCCUGCGCUCCACCUGCCAGCUUCCAGGGAAGCCGCUGACGGCCCAACCCGAGGGCAACCAGAGGGCCCCCCCGGACGUGCUGGAGCACAGCCUGGAGGACGGCUCCAUCUACGAAGUGAGCGAGGACCCUGAUGUGUGGGUGAGGGGGCGGCCCGUAGAGUGGGGGAGGGAGGGGGAGGUCCGGCGCAACAAGGUCACCUCCACGGCCAUCUUCUCCGGUGGCAGAGGGUACCGCCGGGUCGGGCAGGCCGGUUCUGCAGACAGUGAGAACACGCUGAUGGUGUGGCAGCUCCCUCUGACGCUCAGCCAGUGAUGGACUGGAGGCGAUAAUUAGGCCUCUGUGACUCCCACGUCCUCCAGUGAUGACGGCCGACGCUCCUUUGCUCCUUUCACAGAGACAUUAAACUGUGUCAACUUCUUGCACCUGGUUUGUGUUACUGCCUGUUGCAUCACAGCAAACUGUCGGGGCUCCUCCGUGGCUCUGAGCCUGUUUACGGCACAGAUGUGACACAUUGUGCCUGAGGCUCGUCAUAUUCAUCUGACAGUUCUGAUUGUACUUCAUGUCAGCCGUGCAGCUGCACAGCCAUUGAUAGAAAACAGUGGUUGUGUGUGGACUCUUUAGUAUGAUUGCACGGUUCCGACAGAUUCUGUCAGAACACAAACUGAGUGUCCACCAACCCUGAGGCAGCAGGAGCUGGAGCCUGGUCUGAGGAAAUGACGAGCUGCUUAAUAACUGUCAACAGGGAACGAAGAAGUGGAGAAGACGUGUUGUCUGGAGGUUCUGCAGACAAGAAGCACCGCGGUACGAAUGCUGAGAGCCAAACCAGCAGCGAAGGCACUGAGCCGGCGUUGGGGUCCAGAAGCGCCGCGCUAGAAGCACACGGUUCCUCCCUGAGCGCCGCAGAACCGUUCUGAAGCACUGAGCUUUGAACUGCUCCUGAGAAUUGACCACUCUCUGAUUUGAGGAUUUUCCAGUUAAAUGUGAUGAGAAUCACAAGAAAAGAAUGCUAACUUAUUGUAGUGGUGGCACCUUGUACUGUAUGUGCAUACGUUCUACAGUAUUGAUGUGCUUUAACUUUGACUAAGCUGCACUUUAACUUCCUUUUUAUACUCGUGGUACUUUAGGUUUUGGAGGGAAGUACAUUGGUUCUACUGCGGUACAAUGUUUUCUCACUGCUGCUGAGUGUCUGUAGUCAAAACCAUUCUAGGUCCUUAGUGAGAAACAUGUACAAAGAAUUUAAGAACCCUUUGUAAUGUUCAAUGAAGUCGUGCAGAUAUAAAUUGGUUGAAUUCUGUGCGUACGACAUUACAUCUGUGUUUCUGUAACUGUCAAAUAAUGAAAUAUUAGCAUUUAUCUAUCACAUGACAAUUAGUUUGUUUACAGACUGUACUAAUAUUACAUUUUCUGUACACGUGUACUGUAACUAAUGUAAAAGGGUUUUUGGUUUGAUGUGAACCCGUUGUCAGUAGGUCUUCAGCUCUGCUGUGCAGGACUCGAGCACCAGGAGCCCACGUGUGACUGCUCCUGCAUUUACACAUGUUUUUAAAUCAUUUAAUUUAUCACCUAAUGCAGUUAUUCCAACAAAGAACCAACACCUUCAAACUUUGAGGCUUCAAACGAUAUCUAGUGCACAAAGUAACCCUCAUAAUCACUGAACUGAUGUCUGUUGUUUAGCACAAAGCGAGAUUCUCAUAUUACGUAUGGUACAGAGACCUCCAUCGUUUUCAUCAAAAUGUCCACAUAAAUGAUAAAAUCUGAUAUAAUUACA
Messenger RNA from Betta splendens (Siamese fighting fish), 5782 nucleotides. It is a transcript of the gene arhgef10lb, whose product is annotated as Rho guanine nucleotide exchange factor (GEF) 10-like b. Gene Ontology annotation, cellular component: cytosol. Bases 1186 to 4326 code for a protein of 1046 amino acids. The transcript is spliced from 21 exons. The record is from RefSeq and is a predicted model, not a curated record. NCBI's taxonomy places the organism in Eukaryota, Metazoa, Chordata, Actinopteri, Anabantiformes, Osphronemidae. Gene Ontology annotation, biological process: positive regulation of stress fiber assembly; SREBP signaling pathway; actin cytoskeleton organization. Gene Ontology annotation, molecular function: guanyl-nucleotide exchange factor activity; protein binding.